Molecule: messenger RNA, 3282 nt
Organism: Apodemus sylvaticus (European woodmouse)
Lineage: Eukaryota; Metazoa; Chordata; Mammalia; Rodentia; Muridae
Product: probable G-protein coupled receptor 148
Exons: 2
Coding region: 386-1276 (296 amino acids)
Biological process (GO): G protein-coupled receptor signaling pathway
Cellular component (GO): membrane
Molecular function (GO): G protein-coupled receptor activity
Source: RefSeq, a predicted model, not a curated record
ACCUUUCUUAGUCUUCUUAUACACCACGGAGUGUGCGUGUCGGGAGCCUGGAAAGGAAACAGAGGCCACGUGCCUCGUCAGAGGGAUAGGAAUGCAGAAGUGAGGGAGCGGCUUGGUCCUCCACUUCCUUGAACAGAAGGUGCUGAGUGUUUUUGGCUUUCUUGGAUGCCUCUGUGUGACACUGGCUGCAGACCUGUGGACAUGGCUCCCGGGGUCUGAUGGCUCAGGGAACUUGGGUCCAGCUGUGAGGUGCUGGCCCUCGGGAGUUCUUCCUGGGACCUGCUGCCAUUUCCAAUACCUCUUCCUGGGAAACGCUCUCAAUAGUGGUGGUUGGAGCGGUAGAAAGGAUCUUUGUCGGUAAGGAGUCAAGCCAGCCCUGAAGACCAUGAACUCGUCUUUUGAGCACUGCAACAUAUCUGACUGGCUGAGGCUAGAGGCAACCGUGAAGGCCUCUGUGUACGUGGUGGCCUUCUCAAUCGCCACAUCUAUCACCGUCAUCAUUAUUGCAAUAGUGUCCCAGAGUCUGCAGCUGAGGAAAGAGGUGCGGCUGGUCCUCCUCUGCCACCACCUGCUUUGUAUCUCCUCCUACUGUGGCCUGGGGGUUGUCUUCCAAGGAAUGCGGGCCUUGCUGGCCAACAGCCCCCUCCUGCUGUGCUGGCUGGUAUUUGGGGCACAGCUAAGUGUGGGAGAAGGGAUCCUCCUUACUCUGACCUUGAUGGCUCUCAAUACUUACCUCGCUAUUUGUCAUCCAAUGAACUCCCCAUCCUUUGUGGAUUCUGCUAAGUACAGGAUUCUAGCUGGGACUUGGACCAUAGUUAUACUCAAGAAUGUUGGCUUAUUCCUCAUAGAGGGUACUAGCCCUACUCCGAUCUCUGUUUUCCAGUCUGCCCCACUCUGCCCGGUGAUUUUGAAUGGUACACCUGCCAGAGUCAUUGGUAUGUUUUUCCUUGCCUUUCUUUUAUCCGUCAUUCUUGUGAGUUACUGUCUGAUAUACCGAGAAGGGAAGCGGGCCGGCCAUUUUAACAGGUCAAACAUCAAGGCCCGGAGAACCGUCCUCGUUCAUCUACUGCAGAUAAGCUUACAUGUGAUACCUACCCUGAUAUUCGUAGGUUUGGGGAAGAGGUGUGGGGUGUUUUUCUUUGCUCUAAAUCUGGCACUUUUUGGUAUCUUCGCUUUUGCUCAGUGUUUCAACCCUCUGGUCUACGGGCUCCGCAACAGAGAUCUGCAGAGCAAACUGUACCCUUGGCUGUGCUGUCGGAAGAAGCUGUUGGCUUAAAAUGAGGGGCUGGCUUAAACAAAAAUUCAGCUCUUUGGAGUAACUCCAGACUUAGUGGGUGUGCUAGCUAGGGCUGGGGACUUGACUUGUGUUAAACUCAAAACUGUUGCCUUGAUUUGAUUUUGAAAGUACUGCAGACUUCUUUGCUGUAGUUCACUAAGACCAGCUAGUGCCUUUAACUCUAAACCUAGAUGAGCGUUUCUGAUGGCCUUCCUUACUGUAACCAUAGCACAAAGUAUAGGACUCAUGUGGUUAUGAAGCUACUGGAAAGGCUAGAGAAAAAGGAAGUAGGGACCCCACUGAUUGGUGUCCAAAGACAGACCUAGCAAUCAUUGACUGUGGAGGUCUCGUGGGCCAAGUAGCUAUAGGUAUUGGAUGCUCACAUCUUGACAACUUUGUUUGCCAGGAGAAAUAGCAACAUGAAGUCUUCUACCUCCUCCCAUCUUCUAUAUGUCACACACUUGUAGCUGUGCAGCGGUCAUGGCCAAACUGGGUCUACCUGAAAGGGGGGUUGGAAUUGAAAAGGACGAGUGCAAGAGAAGGAUGAAGCCAAGACAAGGGUUCUGAUCAAGGCUCAAAGUUUAAUAUUCAGCACUGCGUUUAUAUAAUGAAAGCCCACAGACCCCAUCCUUUGUUUCAGCUGGAUUAUGUUGCAAAGCAUGCUCAGCGGGCAGGUGGUCUACUCCCCAAAGCUACUGUAGGUAAUUGCAAAUGCUUUGAGGCCAGACAACUCCACCUAGGUCGUAAAACCAUUUGUGGCAAGCACUCAAGUCUGUUUAGCUUGCUCAAGGCUUGGGGAAGAGCACACAUACUCACCUGUAAUUGGUAGAAUCUAACUGGCCAUUCUAAAAGCAAAGGAGUCUGGGAAAUGUAGUUCUUAGUGUUACUCACGCACUCACCUGUAAUUGGUAGAAUCUAACUGGCCAUACCCUAAAAGCAAAGGAGUCUGGGAAAUGUAGUUCUUAGUGUUAUGAUUUGUCAGUGUGGAAAGUUAACUCACUAGGGGGAAUGAGAACUGAAGAAGCCAACCCAUGGGCCCCUCUUACUACACAUAGUUUUAUUUACAGAUUAUAAUGACAUGAGAAAUGGCAGGCACUGUUGGGCAUUAUGUUCUCUACACUAUACAAGCCAUUUACACUACAUCAAAUCCUCACAACAAUUUUGUAAUUGUUCUUGAUUUACAAAUGAGAAAAACUGGGGUUGAGGAAAGAAUUACAUGAGCCUAGGAGGCUCUAAAGUUUGUAAUUCUCAUAACUAUUUUUGCAUACUUUUUGCAUAGAGUAAUCAUUUAUCUUAAAAAAAUAAAAAGAAUUUAUAGUUUUAGAUUUUUCAAAUCCUACUUUUAAUAUGGGUUCUUAAAUGCUUUAACCUCUCUUCUAGCCCACCACCCACCAGGGGUAAUGGAAAAGAAAAGUUAUUAGGAUACAUGGGGGGUGGGGGAGAGUGGACCUGUUUAGAAAUUGUUCUUUGGAGCAAAUCCCAUUUGUGUGGUCAGAAAAUAAGCAGUUCAGUUCAUAGGAAUCCUCAGUGGCAGCUUUAUCCAUUUGCAAACACUUCAUAAACUACCAGUCGGUCGUGUCGGGGAUAGCAAACAUGUAUAAGCAGCAGCAGCCUGACCUAGCAGAGCCAGCCAGGCCUCAGAUGAAUCAGCACGAUUCAGCAGGAGGAACCAGGACCGCCAGGGACACCAGGAGAAGUUCUUUGCUGUGCCUCUCUCAAUGAAACAAAGAUCAACAAAGACGAAGAAGCCUUGCAGACCUAGCUGUACAAGCAAGCCCCUCUCACAGUCUGUUGAGUCAUAGUUAUCCUCCCUCCAAACAUCACACGUCCUCCACAGGUCUUACCUCACCAUGUAUGCGGCCUCAGCAUGCGAGUCUGUCUUGGCAAAAUCCAUGUGUCAGCUGACAUCACUCUACCAAUCGGCUGGAGUCUACAGAAGUGGCAAGAAGCCUCUAGCACACCACCAGACGGUUUUUAGUGUGUCUCUCUAUGGAGGCAGGAAAAAC